AUGUCUGUUGCUGCUCCUAUAUCCUCUGAAAUGGAAGAGAAUCUUGGUGAAACUGUUGGUUAUCAGAUCCGCCCGGAAUCAAAACAUUCUGCUCGAAAAAACGUGAAUUUUGCACCACUGGAAAAAAUUGUGCUGGCUACAAACAUAGCAGAGAGUAGCAUCACCAUAGAUGAUGUUGUGUAUGUCAUAUGCUGUGGAAGGCCAAAGGAAACCAGUUAUGAUGCUUUAAACAAGUUGGCUUGUCUAUUACCAUCAUGGAUUUCAAAGGCUUCAGAACAUCAUAGGCGAGGGCGUGCUGGCCUUGUGCAGCCUGGAGUUUGUUACAGACUAUAUCCAAAAAUGAUCCAUGUUGCAAUGCUCCAAUAUCAGUUACCUGAAAUUCUCCGAACACCUUUGCAAGAGCUAUGCCUCCACAUCAAAAGUUUGCAGCUUGGAGCUGUUGGGUCUUUUUUGGCUAAGGCACUUCAGCCACCAGAUCCUCUUGCUGUUCAAAAUGCAAUCGAACUUCUCAAAACCAUUGGAGCUUUAGAUGACAUAGAGGAGCUUACUCCGCUUGGCAUGUCACCAUCUUUGGAUCCAAACAUUGGGAAGAUGCUUCUAAUGGGUUCUAUCUUUCAAUGCCUGAAUCCUGCCUUAACAAUUGCAGCUGCCCUUGCUCAUCGUGACCCUUUUUUCCUACCAAUAAAUAGGAAAGAGGAUGCUGAUGCUGCAAAAUGA
Prunus dulcis (almond) is the source of this 717-nucleotide messenger RNA. RefSeq names its product DExH-box ATP-dependent RNA helicase DExH1-like. The record is from RefSeq and is a predicted model, not a curated record. Lineage: Eukaryota; Viridiplantae; Streptophyta; Magnoliopsida; Rosales; Rosaceae. The transcript has 4 exons. Bases 1 to 717 code for a protein of 238 amino acids. Gene Ontology annotation, molecular function: RNA binding. Gene Ontology annotation, cellular component: nucleus; intracellular anatomical structure.